AUGCAGUUCAUUCGAGCGGCAUCUGACCAGUCCAAGUUAGCGGCUAUGAAGCGGAGGAGAGAUGAGGAAUCACGUACGGCUAUGCUCAGAUGUCUAUUCAUCGCCAUUGGUAUUGUCUUUGCGGUGUCUAUGUUCCUUGGAACCUUUCUACCAUUAAAAGAUGGCUUUAUAUCAACACCGGUCUUGGCUGUGGUAUCAGUCGCACUGUGGGGAUGUGAUCUGCCGGCGGAUACCGGUACGUGCACUGAGGAUAUCGGACAUGACAGGUUUAUAUCAAUCAAGAGGCAGAAUGAUGAUCCUGAUCACGGGCCGUUUGAGCUGGACUCCUUCUCAUGUGGCCAGGGGAAAGCGUUCACUCGGGCGUAUCUCUCCCGUUCACAAGACCUGAUCCAGUUGUUCACGCCACCGGAAGCUGCGAACAUGGUCAACUGCAAGGAUAUAUUGGAUGCCGCUCUAGCGCACGCUGAGGAUGUCCGUCGUAGGAAACAGAAGAAGUUCUGGUUUGAUGGUUCUAAGAAGGCUACGUGGGAAGGGGUAUUGGACACACUGUGUAUAACAGCUGAAGGCACUGAUGACACUGCUGGUGUUGUUACCAUCCCUCCGUCUACUCCAACGCCUAUGGGGGGACCUGUUUUGAAUCCUGGCGUAAUGCCUUAUUCGAGUACGGAGGAGUUGACGAGAAAGACGGAUGCGAUUGGGAAUGGGAAGAGGCAGCAGAGAUCCCUCCGUACGCACAUUGUUGAGGACAACAGCGGCAGCAUCAGCUCGGCUCUUAGUGUUGAAGCUUUCAAUUUGAAAGCGGCGUAG
Molecule: messenger RNA, 807 nt
Organism: Perkinsus marinus ATCC 50983
Lineage: Eukaryota; Perkinsozoa; Perkinsida; Perkinsidae
Exons: 5
Coding region: 1-807 (268 amino acids)
Source: RefSeq, a predicted model, not a curated record